AUGCCAGAGGACAGGAACUCGUUCAUUGACCUCUGUAUCGUCAAGCACGAGGAGUGCUCCGAGGACCAGUUUAACGGCAGACGAACUAUUUUUACCUGGCGACCUGGGCUGGUCCAGUCAGCUAAAGAUCGAUUCUGGAGAACUUACAGUUGUGUUUUUCACCAAAAAUUAAACCAGUGUCCAAUUGAUGGUGGGUGGACCGAGUGGACGGGGUGGUCAGUGUGUAAGGCUGAUUGUGAGGACAAGGGCACUCAGCUCAGGACACGCGCGUGUGAAAACCCCAAACCUGCUUUUGGCGGGAAUUCUUGUGACGGAUUCAAACUUCAGAACAGGACCUGCGUUGGUCUGUGUAAAACAAAAUCUGAUGGUCAGUUAGAGGCCGAGGAGUACAUCACACAAAUUCAUGACGUGUUCCCGGACCUCCGCGGCAUAUGUUUUGAUAAACAUUGCAUCUACGAUGAAGUUUCUAAGAUGAUCAAAGAUAAAAACAAAGUUGACAGGUACUGGUCAAGUAUUAGCUGUGUCAAAUAUGGUGGGGCGUGUCCAGUCAACGGGGGGUGGAGCCCGUGGGGGGAGUGGCUGGAGUGUUCGGUGCAGUGUGGCAACGGGGAGAGAAUUCGCAUGCGGAAGUGCGACAACCCGUCGACAAAAAACGGCGGGAUUCACUGCCAGGGUGACUGGUAUGAGAAGACUCAAUGUGUGGCCAGAUUUUGUCAUCCUGACCCCGGACUCUCUGAUUGGUCAGAAUACUCGCCGUGUUCUGAGACGUGUGGCAAGUUCGGCAUCAAAAGCUCCACCAGAUAUUGUCUGGAACAAAAGUUGUGUACGGUUGGAAACUCCGAGGUCAGCUCGGUCGUCCGGAGCGUGCCCUGCUACGGCGGGGAGUGUCCAGCAAAGGGCGGCUGGAGCAAAUGGCUGGAGUGGACGGACUGCUCGGCCAACUGCGGGCUGGGCCGUAAGGUCAGGAGACGAGAGUGUAACUCCCCCUACCCCAACGGCGGAGAGGACUGCAUGGGUCCCAGGCUCCAGUCUGUCACGUGUGAUGGCAGCUUGUGCAUCCAACUUCCAGAAGGACUAGAAGGAGCAGAUGGAGACGAAACUCUACGCAAACGUCGAUCACUGAACGACGACAUGGCUGGUGUCCCAAGUUUUGGCUUACCUAGAAUCAAUAUGGCGAUGUCCCACGUUAGACAAACUGACUCACAGACGCGGGAGUCGGAUUUUAUGUACGAAAUGUGCAAGAAGUCAGCCGCGGAGGGGACAGUGCAGAUUUGGAAAGAUUGUUUCCAAUUUUCAAACAGUCAGAAAAAAAGAUUUGACAACAGAUCGAAAUCCAUCGUACAAUACAAGCGCAGCAAAAGAAAAACUGCGAUAGCCCAGUCUCCUACUGAUCAAAAGAGACUAGCCAAUCAGAACUCUGUUAACAAAAAUUGGCCACUAGUUGUUUACCAGGAUAAAUCUAACACGCCGUUCCAUAGGUUCAGCAAUGAAGCCAUGAGCUACUAUCUGUCGAGACACCGCAGGCAAGCUGAGGAACCCAAGGAUAAAAACGUAAGGACCACUGUACACAACUUUGUGUGCACGAGUUACCGGGACGCCGAAGAUCCGUUCAACUUCCCCUUUAACCCCGACAUGGAGAACCUGUACAUCCGGUGGUCCCCGUGGACCCUGUGUACGGCCUCGUGUGGAGGGGGGGACGAGACACAGGAAGCGGCAGUGCAAGGACACAAAGUCCGUGUGUCGAGGGGAGUUGAAGGCGGGUGGGGGGCGUGGCAGAGCUGGACGCCCUGCAGCGUGACAUGUGGACGGGGCAACUCCGAGAGGUACCGGGCGUGUGACAGCCCGUUACCUGCCUUUGGGGGGAGCUGCGCGGGCUUCAACUCCCCAGUCACAGACAAUGCACAAACCCAAAGUGUCCAGAAGGCUAUUGGAUAUGGAGCGACUGGUCACUGUGGUCAGGUUGUACUAAAACGUGUGGGGGCGGCACAAGGAGCAGGACUAGCGGCGUCCAGGCGUUGUUUAGCCGGUCAGAAUCAAAGUUAUGUAACCCUCUACCUUGUCCAGUAUUUGAAACGUGUAGAGAAUGGCUUGUGGGCCAUAUGGGGAGGAUGGUCUCAGUGUUCUGAGCCGUGUGGAAUCGGCAACACCGUACGGGACCGCACGUGUACCGACCCGGCACCUAUAUACGGCGGGGAGCCAUGCGACGGUCAGGGGUCGGAGGUACAAACCUGUUAUGGGGGACCUUGUCUAGAUGAAGAUGACUACGGCAUUCAUCUAAAAGGAGUUGGCUACCUCAGAUACCCGGAGAAGGGGGUCCCCACGGGAUUCUUCAUGACCUUUCUACGAUUUAGACCUUUGAAACUGACUGGAACGCUGUUCCACCAUUCUAAACAGUGUAACAAGGGCCUCACUGAGUGCUCCAUGAGCAUCAUGCUCACAAUGACCAAAGGCAUCUUAGAACUUACUGCCAGGAUUUCCUCACAGAAAGACACCAUCAAGAUGCAGUACACUGACAGUGUAGAGAAAGAUAAGUGGCAUGAUGUGAUCGUCUUGGUAACGGAAAACUGGGUUGAGAUGAGAGUAAACGAAGGCCACAGAAUUGAGAUGAAAUUCCCGCCCAAGAAAAAACACACCUUCAACUUUGAUGGCGAAUUUACUGUUGGAAACAACCGACUCAUAUCCGAUGGGUUUAAUGGGAAGAUAGCAGCAUUGAGAAAAAACUUCAAGAUUUUGUUGAUGUUCAACAUGAAGUCAUGGGCUGGAUAUGGGGUGCCCAGUGCCAUUCACAAGGUUAAAAAAAUACAACUCAAAACGACAGUGCGACACCCAGAUUUUAACGGCAUCUACUACUCACACCUGUUCUUCCGUGAGACCCACUACCUGCACGUGACCGUCAGCUUCCUCAUCACCGGCACCAAAGGCCUGCUGCUCUUCAACGGCGGGAGGCUGGCUGUGUCCUUCGUCAGCGUGGCCAUCCUCGACGGGUCCCUCCAGUUCUGCAUGAGCUGUGGCUCCAAAAGCGUCUGCCGUAAGGGCUAUGAGUUAAAGACAGGACAGUGGUACCUGCUACAAGUCGUCGCGAAGGAAGGUGAAGGCCAAAUACGGCUCAACGAAGGAGAUGCCCUGCAAAUCAUGUGCCAAGCGGGCGAGAAAUACCAGCCCCGCAACUCGCUGUACGUAGGGGGCGCUGGUUCAAAGGACUGGGGAGUGAUCAUUGAACUAACGAAGAACAAUUCAUUAUAUUUCGGGGUCAUUGACAUGAUGACUGUCAACGGCUUGCUCGUGACUUACAAGAUGGCGACUCUGCUUGACUUUACUGGCAUGGUUAACUCCCUUGGAUACAGUCUAUCAGAUUACGUGACCGAGGUGUACAGAAAUGACAAAAGUAUAGCAAGCCUGCAGUGCGGAGUGCCAGAUAAAAUAAAAAAUGUCCACAAGGUCCGGAUUGUCUGGUUGGAGAGUAUGCGAAGACUGGUGCCAAGUGAGGGGGUGGAGAUUAUUGAUGUGGAAUCCAGCAAACAAUAUGUAAGCAAAGUAAACCUGCAUCCCGCACACACCAGCGAAGGCGUGUACGCGUGUCUAUUGAGUCAAGAUGGGUCGCUCUCUGUUCUGCACGUUUUCCUCGUGUUUCGUACACAAGGCCGCACCAAAAGAGAUACGGAAGAUAUUGAUGAAAAUGAAGAUGAACUUAAUUUCGUAGAGGUAGUAACUGCCAGGAGUAAAUAUGAAAUGACAGAAGAUGAAAAGGCCUCUCAUGCAGAGUGGGUGGUAUUAAUCGUUCUCCUUGUUCUUAUUCUCUUUUGCUUCUGCCCUACAGUAUGUUACUGUUGCACCAAAGAUCAUCCAAUAUGGGAUCCAUGCAGGAGGACCUUCAAUACAUGGUAUUGCAAAAUAUCUGGCAGAGAUUGUGAUGAUCUUGUGGAAGACGAUUACCUCAUGGAAGAAUCUGAAACAGAACCAGAGCCUGACAGUGAUGAGGACCCAGUUCCAAAAAGUAAAAACAACAUGAAGAAAAAAACACCAUCUCCAGCUAAGAAAAAACCAAAGCCCCAGAAAAAAACUGUAAAAGUGAAAGAAGGGAAAGCAACCCCCCCACCAAAAGCUGCUGUAGGAAAGCCUGAGAAAAAAUCAGCACUCAAGGCUAAGGAAGAAGACGUUAGUCCAACACAAGAUGGUAGGAAGGGGCCUAGAAAAUUAUAUGUCUGCAAACAAGUCCCCUAUCCUUGUAUGCCACCGUGGGCUAGCCCCUGUAUGCCACCCGGCAUGAGACCCUGUAUGACACCAUGCAUGACACCUGCUAUGAGACCAUGUAUGACACCUUACAUGCAUCCUUGCAUGCAACCUUGCAUGCAACCUUGCAUGACACCUGUUGCAAGACCAUAUAUGACACCUUGUAUGACACCUUGCAUGCAGCCUGUUAUGAGACCAUGUCCAACACCUUGUAUGACACCUUGCAUGUCACCUGCUGUGAGACCAUGUCCGACACCUUGUGCGACACCUUGUGUGUCUCCUUGUGCGACAUCAAUGGUCAACCCUUGCAGGUCACCAUGUGGUUCACCAUGUAUACAAGGUUACUCACCAUGUAUACCUCAGCCUUGCAUGCCUCAACCAUGCAUGCCUCAACCAUGUAUGCCUCAACCCUGCUCACCUCAACAAUAUAUGCCUUAUCCAUGUAGACCUCAACCUUGUAUACCACAACCCUGCACACCUCGACCCUGCAUACCUCAACCGUGUAGACCUCAACCUUGCACACCUCAACCGUGUAUACCUCAACCUUGUAUACCUCAGCCCUGUAGACCUCAGCCCUGCAUACCUCAACCCUGCAUACCUCAACCCUGCAUACCUCAGCCCUGCACACCUCGAGCAUAUUUUCCUCAAUCAUGUAGAUCUCAACCCUGCAUACCUCAACCAAGCCCACCUCAUUAUUUUCCUCAACAAUACAGACCUCAACCAUGCAGAUCUCAACCUUGUGUACCUCUAUCUGGCUCCCGUCCUCAGUCUCACUCAGGUUCUCCUCCACCACGCAAAUCAAGACAAAACCAAAUGAACAACCCUCAAGCUAGCCAAAUUAACAACCCUCAAUCUAGCAGAACUCGCAACUCUCAAGCAAGCCGAUCUCAUAGCCCUCAAACUGGCCACAUUAACAACCCUCAAGCUAGCCAAAUUAACAACCUUCAAUCUAGCAGAACUUACAACUCUCAAACUGGCCAGAUUAACAACCCUCAAUCUAGCAGAAUUCACAACUCUCAAGCAAGCCGAUCUCAUAGCCCUCAAACUGGCCAAAUUAACAACCCUCAAUCUAGCAGAAUUCACAACUCUCAAGCAAGCCGAUCUCAUAGCCCUCAAACUGGCCAAAUUAACAACCCUCAAUCUAGCAGAAUUCACAACUCUCAAGCAAGCCGAUCUCAUAGCCCUCAAACUGGCCAAAUUAACAACCCUCAAUCUAGCAGAAUUCACAACUCUCAAGCAAGCCGAUCUCAUAGCCCUCAAACUGGCCAAAUUAACAACCCUCAAUCUAGCAGAAUUCACAACUCUCAAGCAAGCCGAUCUCAUAGCCCUCAAACUGGCCACAUUAACAGCCCUCAAGCUAACCGAAUUACUAACCCUCAGUCUAGCAGAAAUUACAACCCUCAAGCUAGCCAAAUUAACAACCUUCAACCUAGCCGAACCUACAACCCUCAAGCUAGCAGAAUUAACAACCGUCAAGCUAGCCAAAUGAACAACCCUCAGGUUAGCCAUACUAACAACCCUCAAGGUAUCCAAAUUUACAACCCUCAAACUGGCCUAGUUUACGACCAUCAAACUGGCCAAACAUACGACCCUCUAACUGGCCAAACUUACAAAACUCAAGGUAGCCAAAAUUUCAACCCUCAAACUAGCCAAAUUUUCAACCCUCAAACUGGCCUAGUUUACGACCCUCAAACUGGCCAAACAUACGACCCUCUAACUGGCCAAACUUACAAAACUCAAGGUAGCCAAAAUUUCAACCCCCAAACUAGCCAAAUUUUCAACCCUCAAACUAGCCAAAUUUACAACCCUCAAACUGGCCUAGUUGACGACCCUCAAACUGGCCAAACAUACAACCCUCUAACUGGCCAAACUUACAAAACUCAAGGUAGCCAAAAUUUCAACCCUCAAACUAGCCAAAUUUUUAACCCUCAAACUGGCCUAGUUUACGACCCUCAAACUGGCCAAACAUACGACCCUCUAACUGGCCAAACUUACAAAACUCAAGGUAGCCAAAAUUUCAACCCUCAAACUAGCCAAAUUUUGAACCCUCAAACAAGCCAAAUUUACAACCCUCAAACUGGCCUAGUUUACGACCCUCAAACUGACCAAACAUACGACCCUCUAACUGGCCAAACUUACAAAACUCAAGGGAGCCAAAAUUUCAACCCUCAAACUAGCCAAAUUUUCAACCCUCAAACUGGCAAAGUUUAUGACCCACAAACUGGCCAAACUUACAACCCUCAAAUUGGACAAAUUUAUGACCCACAAACUGGCCAAACUUACUACCCUCAAACUGGACAAAUUUAUGACCCCCAAACUGGCCAUACUUACAGCCCUCAACCUGGCCAAACUUACAACCCACAAACUGGCCAAAUUUAUGACCAUCACACUAGCCAAAUGCACAACCCUAGAGCUAGUCAAGUGCUCAGCUCUCAGGCCAGCCAGAUGUACAAUGCUUAUGGUACCCAAACUAGCAACCCUUAUGGUACCCAAACUGUCAACCCUUUUGGCACACAAACUAGCAGCCAAUUUGGCAUCCAAACUUGCAACCCUAAUGGUACCCAAACCUGCAUUCCUUAUGGGACCCAAACUAGCAACAUUCAAGCUACCCAAACUAACAGCCUUCAAGGUACCCAAACUAACAACCCUAGGGGUACCCAAACAAGGAAACCAUUAACUAGCUCAACAGGUGUUAAUCCAGGUUGGUCACAAUCUAGGUCUUUGUCACCUGGUGUCACCCCUCGCCCACCAUCUAGUAACUUUAACUUCAACACGUCUUCUGCAACACCCAAUGUACUGUCUAGUGUGAGUGCUCGCAGACAGAAAAACUACGAUUUUGUUGAUCAAAUCACUGUAACUAUCCCUCCAGCCAGAACCUACAAACCGAAGGUUGAGCGACAUAAAAACAUGUGCAAUUUCUCACACUUUCCAUGUCAGCCCUCAUACAAUCCUUAUGCCUUGUGUGCACCCUACAACACUUCAGGGUCUAUUGAAGCUGUUGAUUUGCUUCACAACCCUUACUUCAUGACCCCUUUUGUCAACCAACCAAGGCCAGCUAAAAACAAAAGUCAAAACAAGGAUGAGUUGAAUUUUUCUGAAAACAAUUCCACUCUGGGAGUUAAAAGAGGUCAGAAAAAGAAAGCGAAACAAAUUUACCUACACACCAACACAACUUUAAUUAGCACAAACCUUUCUGAGUACUCACAAAGUGAAGAAACUGAAUGAUCUAAGGAGCUAU
Molecule: messenger RNA, 7468 nt
Organism: Physella acuta
Lineage: Eukaryota; Metazoa; Mollusca; Gastropoda; Physidae
Source: RefSeq, a predicted model, not a curated record